AUGAGGGUGAAGGUGUCGCAGCGAAAGCGUCGGAGUUGUCGUUCACGUAAGCGAAGACGACAAAAUGCCACAAACAAGGACGAUGGGUUGGGAAACUGUCCCACACAGUUACGAAACAUUCAUCAAUCGGGAGCAUCUGGCACUAGUGUGAACGAAAGCGCGAUUCGCCAUGUUUCUCCUAGUUCGCCUCGAUUUAUCGUGAACAAGGUUGAAUCCCGAGAGGCAGAGGACAUUGCAACCAAAGAUACCGCCAACCAGUACAGUUUCGACAAGGAGCGCAUGGUUGGAACAAAAAGCCCAGUGGACGAGCUUAUUCGUGGCACAUCACCGAGAGAAGCUACACUAGGUUUAACUACUAUUGAGCACGGGCACUUUGAUCGGUCAACCGUUGCAAAAUCAGAAUAUCCGGACAUUUUUGGUUUGUCUACAGACGAAACUGAUAAAGGGGAGCUGAGCAAAGACAACGAUGGAUGGAUGGUCCUGGAUACACCUUUGUUUUUGUCCGAAGAUUGGACAUGGGCGACUGCUCACCCUCUAUUUGCACGACAGGGAGAUACUACAUUUAUUCGUCCCUAG
Messenger RNA from Pestalotiopsis fici W106-1, 576 nucleotides. RefSeq lists its product as uncharacterized. The record is from RefSeq and is a predicted model, not a curated record. Bases 1 to 576 code for a protein of 191 amino acids. Lineage: Eukaryota; Fungi; Ascomycota; Sordariomycetes; Amphisphaeriales; Sporocadaceae. The transcript has a single exon.